UCGAGUCAAUAUUUUCAUUUCGUUUGACAGCAAACUUUGCUUAGCAAAGUAAUCCGGUGUAUAAAAAACUUUUAGAUUUAUUGUCUAGAAAAAUUAACAUUUAUACAUUUAAAAUAGAAAUUUAAAUAGGAACAAUGGGACGGCGUUCUAUUAAUACCACUAAAAGUGGGAAAUAUAUGAAUCCUACGGAUCAAGCAAGAAAGGAAGCGCGUAAAAAAGAGCUGAAGAAAAAUAAACGACAGCGACAAAUGGUCCGGGCAGCUGUCCUAAAAAAUAAAGACCCGGGGCAAAUAUUGGAAGAAAUGGAAAAAAUUGAUGAAAUGGAGUAUAAUGUAUUGCAACCGUCACCGUUAAAUGAAAAGGUUCUUCGGGAUAAGAGGAAGAAGUUGAAGGAGACUUUUGACCGUGUGAUGCGUCUUUAUCACAAUGAUGAACCCGAGCAUUGGGCUGAAUUAAAACGGAAAGAAGUGGAGUAUGAAAAGAAACGACUCAAAAAGCAACAAUAUUAUGAAAGUGUAAAGCAUGCACAGAGUGUACAAAUUGACGAAAUCCCUCUACCAGCCUCAACCCAGGGUUCCAAUGCUAGUUCUACGGGCGCUUUGACGUUCCAUGUCGCCAACAGAUUACCACCUCCACCAACAUCAUUAUCCUUGCCACCUUUUGCCCCUGGGGCGCCACCUGGUAUUAUAAAAAAAAAUCAAGAAGCGACCACAAAACCAGCUGACAAAACUAAUGAUGUCAAAAAGAAAGAGCUCUUAGGUGUUCCGCCUGGACCGCCACCUAUUCUUCUCCAAAUGAAUGACUUAGACACAGAUGCCGAAGAUGAUGAAGUUGAUGUGAAAGAUUAUAAUCCAAAAUUAAAAGCUUCAAAGUCGAAAUCAUUAAGUAAGCCAAAUUCUUUGCAGCAACGGAUGCUAGCUAUCUCAGGUCAAAAUAUUGAUGAAUUUAUGAAGGAAAUGGAAAAUGUACACAAAAAGAAAGAAAAGGAGCGAGAGGCUGCUUUGCGCGGCGAUGAAGCGUCUUCGUCUGAUGAAGACGAGAAACCUAAAAAAUCUGAAAAUUCUGACGAUGACGAUAGUGCACCUGCAAGUAGUCGCAGUUCGGACAGUUCAGAUAGUGGGGAAGUAAGUGAAGAUGCUAUACAAUCUCCUAAAAGAAAGCGAAAGGAAACAAGUAGUCCAGCAAAUGUACAAGUUUCUGCUGCUACAAUUCAUGCAUCUACAGCUGUUCCUGUCACAAUUCCUUUGCCUCCUGUGCCCCCGCAUGUCGGUCCACAUCUCUCUGUUCCCGCUCCACCUAUGCCUCCUGUAGCCGGCUUGGCACCAUCGAUGAUAUUGAGGCCUCCACCAUUACGACCACCUGGAGCUCUGCAUAACUUUGGUAUACGUAUGCCUCCAGGUCCCCCACCUGGUCCACGGCUACAUGGUAUGGGUGGUAUGCCACCAAGAAUGGGUAUACGCAUGCCUCCUGGACCUCCUCCUGGUAUGCCACCUCGAAUGGCUCACCACCAUAAAAAUCAACAGCAAUUGCAUAAAGAUCAAAGUAAAGGUGUAACUACUAUAACAGCCAAACCACAGAUUAGAAAUUUGAGUGCUGAUGUUACUCGUUUCGUUCCAUCGACUUUACGUAUAAAGAGGGAGGAAACACGAAAACCUGGUACGCGAACCAAGAUGAUUCAAGAACCAAGCAUUCAAACUGCAGAAGCAAAUAAGGCGGCCACAAAGGACGAUGCCUAUAUGCAAUUCAUGAAUGAAAUGCAAGGACUGUUAUAAUUAUCAAAAUAUUCCUACAUAACGUGUGUAGUAUAUAUAAAUAAUAUAAAUUUAAAAUAUAUAAAUUUUAAUUGAUUUUA
Messenger RNA from Bactrocera neohumeralis, 1852 nucleotides. RefSeq names its product WW domain-binding protein 11. NCBI's taxonomy places the organism in Eukaryota, Metazoa, Arthropoda, Insecta, Diptera, Tephritidae. Gene Ontology annotation, cellular component: spliceosomal complex. Gene Ontology annotation, biological process: mRNA cis splicing, via spliceosome. The transcript has 6 exons. The coding region runs from base 135 to 1772 and encodes 545 amino acids. The record is from RefSeq and is a predicted model, not a curated record.